AUGGGGGUCUUGCUGCCUUGUGCAGAAACAGAGCUGCAAGCAAAGGGCAUCUGCACCGGCUGGGCCCAAGAUGGGCUGAGCGCCAGAGGGAAGGAGCAGGCCGAGCAGGCGGGUGCGUGGCCCUUGCGCUUCGUUUCAUCUGUUCACCAGGCCGGCAAGCUCCUGACGGAUGCCGGCUUCAGCUUCGAUGCGCUUUUCACUUCGGUUCAGAAGCAGGCCAUUUGCACUGGAUGGCUAGCGCUAAUGCAAGGCGAUCGUGUGGCCUUGCCGCAUAUCCAGAACUUCCGACUGAACGAUCGCCACUGGGGAGUGUACCAGGGCAAGGCGAAGCCUUCAGCGGAAGAGGAUCCCAAGGAGGCCGCUCCUCCGGCAGUGGGCAUCUCGGAUGCCGCGCAUCCCUCCAACGACCCCUUGUACAGGGGUGUGCCCUCCAGCGCACGACCCGGCUCCGAGUCGAUGAAGAUGGUCGUGGACCGAACCCGCCCGUUCUGGCACGACGCCAUCGCGCCCUUUCUGCUUAGUGGCAAGACGCCGCUGGUGGUGGCGCAUGAAGGGUCCGUUAGAGCCAUCUGUCAGGGACUUGAGGAUGACACGGACGCAGAGGCGCUUGAAUACGAAAUCCAUCCUGGGGUGCCUCUCGUAGUCGAGCUCGACGAGGAGCUGGAGUAUCGAAAGCGGAUGGCGUUGCUGGCAAGUGGCGUCGCAAAAGCAAGGAGAUUCAGCCUAGCGCCUGCAGCAGGUCCCGCCCUGCGGCAGGGACCCACUCCCAAGCCCAAGGCGAAAGCCAAGGUGGCGGAACCUGCGAAGCCGAAGGAGGACUACACGGUGGAAGUUACGGUGCAAGGGGCCAAGGGACUUCGUGAUGCAGAUUGGUUCACGGGCACAUCCGAUCCAUACGUGAAGUGCACCGUCUCGGGCAAGGAAGAAAUUGUUGGGGACGCACUGCACAUGUCGGCCGUGCGUCGUCCCAGCACUUUGCUUUUCCGCGCAGGUUUUCUUCAGAGAGGCAGUGGAUUCUCGUCGCUGCCAGUGGUGAAUCUCGCACCCUUCCUGGAGAAGGACGGCGCCGCCAGCCCCGAGCGCCGCGCUGCAGCGGCGCAGAGCUUGGAUGAUGCUUGCCGCGGCGUUGGCUUCUUCUACCUGGAGGGGCACGGCGUGCCAGCCGAGAGCCAGCAGAAAAUGCAUCAGCUGGCCAAGGAGUUCUUCAGCCUGCCGGCUGCGUCCAAGGAGGCGAUAGCUCUACCAGCACAGUCUUCCACUGGCCGAGGUUACCAGAGGCUGGGUGAGAACGUAACGCUGCAAAAGCGUGACUGGCACGAAGCCAUUGAUUUCUAUGCAGAGCCUGGGCCUGACGCGGUGGAGCUCGGCAGAUUUGCAGACUCGCCGGCGAAUAUGCGAGAGAGCCAGCUGGAGCAAGUACGAGCCUUCGUGCACGCUCGGAACCGCUGGCCAGAGGAGCCUGCCGGUUUUCGGAGACAUGCAGAAGGAUACUUCGCAGAGAUGCGGCGAGUCGGGGAUGGCUUGAUGGAUGCGAUGGCGGUCGCCUUCGGCAUGCCUCCCGCCCAAUUCCGCGGCCUCACAGACCGCAGCUUCUGGUGCGCACGCGUGAUCGGCUAUCCAGCGUUGUCUGAGGGUAAGGAGGUGGGCCUGUCCUGUGGUGAGCACUCGGACUACGGCUGCUGGACCAUCCUUUCCCAGGAUGACACCCCCGAUGCCCUGGAGGUGCGGUUCGCGGAUGGCACCUGGGGCAAAGUGCAACCGCGACCUGGAGCCUUCGUCAUAAACUUGGGGGACAUGCUGAGUGUGUGGACGAAAGGGCGCUAUGUGGCAACACGGCAUCGUGUCCGCCAGACCACCCGAGAGUUCAGGACAUCGAUCGCAUACUUCCACGAGCCAAACUUCGAUGCAGAAAUCCGAGCGCUGGAAGUGACAGCCUUGCGACCCGGCGCAGAUCCCGCGGCUUCGUCCCUGGUCGCCAGCACCGGGCCCUUAAAGCGGGGCCUGGAAGGUGGCGCCCUCAUCUACGGCGAGCACCUCUUUGCCAAGGUCGACUAUGGGCAUUCAAGUCUAGCAGCGCAAAAGGGCAGUGGGGAAAUCCGCACGCCGACACUGUCGAACAUCCGCGCAGAAGUCAUCAAGUGGAACCAUCUGGAAAAGAUCCAGCUCAAGCAUGGAGACUCGUUAGACUUUACCGUUUACGACGAGGACACGGGGAAAUCUGACGACUUCCUCGGCAAGUGCACACUGCGCUUUGACGAUAUCCUGCAGGACUUCAGCGGCACCCUUAAGCUGGUGGACGAGAAGGGAAAGGCCAUGCCUGGCAAGACCAAGAAAGGUGCGUUUCUCACGGUGGCCGUCAAAGAAAUGGACUGA
Molecule: messenger RNA, 2373 nt
Organism: Symbiodinium necroappetens
Lineage: Eukaryota; Dinophyceae; Suessiales; Symbiodiniaceae
Source: the annotation of a GenBank genome assembly